GACAGCGCCGCUCGACACGUGAGCCUCAUGUGACAUAGCUGGGUCAGGCUGAGCGGACUCGCGGACCGAGUUUACUUCUCGCGUGGACCCGUCGGCCCCGACUCCCUUCUGCUACCCACACGCGUGGAUGAGCCGCCGAGACCCAUCGCAACGCUCGGGGGGCGGGGGGGUUGGGAAAUUGCCACCUUUGAAUGUCUGACUUGACGGGAUUUUUGUCGAGGAAACUUGCCGCCUAACUUUUCCUAUUAUUAGGGUUUUUUUUUUUUUAAUGUCAAAUUGGUUGAACAUUUUUUACGCACUUUAGUGACAACCAAAAAAAAAAAAAAGCGUCAGGAAAAUGGAGCGAAUCCCAAGCGCGCAACCUUCUCCUCUGACCAAGACUGAUCUAGCAGAUAUGCACAGCAUGGAUUUCCCCAUGUACGCGUAUAAACCCAGGCGAGGGAUGAAGAGGGGAGAGGAGAGCAAGGAGACCUACAAGCUGCCUCACAGACUCAUCGAGAAAAAGAGACGGGAUCGGAUAAACGAGUGCAUUGCUCAGUUGAAAGAUUUGUUGCCGGAGCACCUAAAACUUACGACUUUGGGCCAUUUGGAGAAGGCUGUGGUUUUGGAACUCACACUCAAGCAUGUGAAGACCCUCAGCACUCUCAUGGAGCAGCAGCAGCAGAAAAUCCUUGCCCUGCAGAGUGGCAUGCAUAUCGACCAACCCAUUGUCACCCAAGAGAAGUCCGAGGAGAUGUUCCGAUCUGGUUUCCACAUGUGCGCCAAAGAGAUUCUUCAGUAUCUGGCCAGUCGUGAGAGCGACGGCGACUUCGCGCCAUCCCACGUCAUCAAUCACCUUCACAAGUUGGCCGCCGACGUGCUCCAAAGUCCAAAGCGACCCCUCUCUCCUCUUAGCCCCCCGCCCGAGGAAAUCCCCACAUACAGCCAGCGCCAAACCCACAAGGAGACCACCACCACCAGCUUACCCCCUAAGCCCAGCGAGGGCUACGGGAGGGUGCCGGUCAUCCAGCGGGCGCACCCUCCGCCCAGCGGCGAGCAGAGCGGCAGUGAUACUGAUACAGAUAGCGGCUACGGAGGAGAGCUGGAGAAAAUCGAGUGCGGCGGCCCGCAGAGGCAUCCCGACUACUACAGCCAGGAGGGCAAGCCGAUGAAGCGGAGCACGGCGGAGAGGCAGAACUCCGGCGUCAAGCGGGAAGAUGACGAGCCGAGGCACAAACGGGCCCGAGCCGAGUCGUCUGAGGACGAGAUGCUCUCGGGUGGAGAAUCCUCAGCCUCGUCCUCUUCCAGCGGUUACGGUAGCUACAUGAGCGUCUCCCCCAACCAUCCGCCUCCGCCCCCGCACCCUCUCUGCAUGCCCUUCUACCUCAUUCCUCCCUCUGCCGCCACCUACCUGCCUAUGCUGGAGAAGUGCUGGUACCCGGGCGCCGUGCCCAUGCUGUACCCCGGCAUGGCCGGCUCCGCCACCGCCGAGAGACCGCCGCAGAUGGUGAUGUCUCCCAGGGGAGGCUCCCCAGCUCCGGCCAUUACUCAGACGCCCAUGGACUCCCCGGCUCUCCUACAGGCACUAAAACAGGUACCCCCCCUCAACCUGGAAACCAAAGACUAAAGAGAACACAAUCACUGAGUUGACUCAUUAGGAGGGAGAACACGAUCGAGCCGUCCCGUAGUCCAUCGCGUCAUAUCUCGACUUUGCUUCUCAUCCUGGAGUUCAAGUGUCAAACAAGAAGACGAGAGACAGGCGGAGAAAUGCUGUCGUCCAUCCACGUACGGAUGACGAAAAUGUUUGAAUGUUAAGUGCAAAUGGACCUGCCCUAUUCACACACACACACACACACACACACACACACACACACUUGGUUGAAUGUAAAGAAAGACGUUUCAGACGCUGCUGUUCCGAGUCAAAAACGCUGAGAACACUAGCGCAAUUUCACUUGUAGCUUUUGUGCUAGAGACAUGCCAUUUUUUUUUUUUUGUACUCGAAAACUCUCACACCAAAUGUUGAGCGAGUUCACCCAAAGUUUGUUGCCUAUCGUCCGUCACCGCCGCCGCCACCAUUAUCGCUUAAAAAGUCUUUGACACCGUGAUGACCGCCCUGAAUGCGAAGUCAUUCAUCCACAGUUGACGUGGUUUUUAAUGUAAUUAUUGUGGAUAAACUUCUUGUACAUUUCUAUUUUUGAUACCUGUUGGUGCACUCUUGUCCACAGAGCUGGAAGAAAGGAGCGUUGAGUGUGGCAUACUCUGAGUGUGUACAUACUGUAGCACAGUGCUGGACCUGGUCUCAACAUCUGUUUGUGCUCAAGUCAAACCUGGUGUUUGUUCUUGCUGUUGCCUUUUUACUCGUGAAAAGCUGAGAACUCUCAGAUGUUUAUUCUCAAAUUCAUAUGAAUCCCAGAAGGUGGCGAGUGAGGGGAAGGGAAGUGAAUGUAAACGUUUUACCAGAGGACUAGUUUUCUAAUAGAGAGGGGUACUUGAGAUUUUAUAUUUUGGGACCUACGUGAAAGAUGAUUGCUGUUUGUACAUAUUUUGUCUAUAAAUGUUGAUAUACAUGCAUUAUAAGUGUAUUAAUAAAGUAUUUUUU
Syngnathoides biaculeatus (alligator pipefish) is the source of this 2578-nucleotide messenger RNA. Its product is annotated as class E basic helix-loop-helix protein 40-like. Gene Ontology annotation, cellular component: nucleus. The coding region runs from base 338 to 1606 and encodes 422 amino acids. Gene Ontology annotation, molecular function: RNA polymerase II cis-regulatory region sequence-specific DNA binding; protein dimerization activity; DNA-binding transcription factor activity, RNA polymerase II-specific. The transcript has 5 exons. The record is from RefSeq and is a predicted model, not a curated record. Gene Ontology annotation, biological process: regulation of neurogenesis; circadian regulation of gene expression; regulation of transcription by RNA polymerase II. Lineage: Eukaryota; Metazoa; Chordata; Actinopteri; Syngnathiformes; Syngnathidae.